Zymoseptoria tritici IPO323 is the source of this 1512-nucleotide messenger RNA. RefSeq lists its product as uncharacterized. The transcript has a single exon. Gene Ontology annotation, molecular function: phosphoric diester hydrolase activity. Bases 1 to 1512 code for a protein of 503 amino acids. NCBI's taxonomy places the organism in Eukaryota, Fungi, Ascomycota, Dothideomycetes, Mycosphaerellales, Mycosphaerellaceae. Gene Ontology annotation, biological process: lipid metabolic process. The record is from RefSeq and is a predicted model, not a curated record.
AUGUCGAAUCCUAUCGUCAUUCGCAACCUUACGGCGCAGCCUCUUACGGUCAAGCAUAUCGAGCGAUUUGAAGCGCCUAUUGCGAAGAAUCUCUCUUCAGGUGGUGGAUUUUCGGUCAACAAUAUUACGUCCAAUAUCACCUCGGUCUUUAGCAAUGGCACCAGUCCUGCCCCUCCCCAGCAGAUCGAUGAGCAUGCCCAAAGUUUCACGAAGAAAGACCUUGAAAUCCGACUAGAGCCAUUCAGUACCAACCGGACUGAUGUCGAACUCACGGAACGGAAUGCAAAUGACAUCCUGCGCUUGACGUUGCAAGGCGAUGGUGGUGGGCAGUGGAGGAUUGAUGCUCCAACUCCAGGGACGACUUCCCAGAAACUGACCCCUCUCACGCCGGACCCCAAACAUCAAUACCAUGCCUUCUUCUUGCGAUUUACUUCCGUCCUCGCGAUCAUGGAGACCGCAGCCGAGUACCGCCACUGGAUGAAGGAAUUCCAAGACUCCACUCCCAUAUCCGCCCUCUCCAUCCCAGGCACCCACAACUCUCCUACCUGCUAUAAAGCACUCCCUUCCGUCCGAUGUCAAGCCGUGGGUCCGCUCGAGCAACUCCAAAACGGCGUCCGCUUCUUCGACAUCCGCGUACAGCCCAACAAACCAAACGAGGAAAAGGACGACUCCCUCAAUCUUGUACACGGCGUAUUUCCCAUCUCUCUCACAGGCAACAAGAAGUUCCGCACCCUCGAGGACGAAAUCAAGGGCUUCCUUAGCGAGAACCCUUCCGAAACUGUCCUCGUCUCCCUCAAACGUGAAGGUCCGGGUGAAGCCACGGAUCAACAGCUCUCCAAAAUCCUCCGCGACCACUACACCUCCUCCGACAUCUGGUACACUGACCCCCGAAUCCCGACAUUGGGUCAAGUCCGCGGCAAGAUCGUGCUCAUGCGUCGAUUCGCCAUCACUGAUAGCUUAAAGUCCGACCACAACGGCCGAGGUUGGGGUUUGAAUGCCGAGAAUUGGGCGUACAACUGCGCCAACGACAAGCACGGAGAUGUCGUCGUGCAGGACUUUUGCGAGGUGCUCGAGACGGAGAAUAUCGAUCAUAAGAUCAGUCUCUGCUGCGAGCACUUCGAGCGCGCGGCGCAGGUCUGCUGUCCUGUUGACGAAGCUGCGGAUCCGGAGCGUCGUGCUUCUUUUGAGCGGCGUGGCUCUACGGCUCCUCCUGUCAACACGACUUCGCUGUACCUCAACUUCUUGUCGGCGUCGAACUUCUGGAAAGUCGGAUGCUGGCCGGACAAGAUCGCUGCGAAAUUGAAUCCCGCUGUGACUGCGUUUCUGGUCGAGAAGCAUGAUAUUGGUGAUAAGGGACUGGAAGCGCCGGAUGAGAAGGUCGAAGGUGAUGGCGGGACGGGGAUUGUAGUUUGUGAUUGGGUUGGGAAGGAUGGAGAUUGGGACUUGGUGAGGACGAUUGUGGGGAUGAAUAGCAAGUUGUUGGUCCGGCAGAGGGGGGUUGGGUGGAGGUGA